This is a messenger RNA of Chenopodium quinoa (quinoa), 1291 nucleotides long. RefSeq names its product histone H1-like. NCBI's taxonomy places the organism in Eukaryota, Viridiplantae, Streptophyta, Magnoliopsida, Caryophyllales, Amaranthaceae. Gene Ontology annotation, molecular function: double-stranded DNA binding; structural constituent of chromatin; nucleosomal DNA binding. Gene Ontology annotation, biological process: chromosome condensation; nucleosome assembly; negative regulation of DNA recombination. Gene Ontology annotation, cellular component: nucleus; nucleosome. The coding region runs from base 110 to 1015 and encodes 301 amino acids. The record is from RefSeq and is a predicted model, not a curated record. The transcript has 2 exons.
CUUCGCUCAUCACACAAACAGAUCUUAAUCGUCGGCCUUCAUUUUCCGACAGUUUCUCUUUCUCUCUCUAAAAUUCGAACCCUAGAAAAAAGCUUCAAUUUCUGCAAAAAUGGCGGCGAUUGAGGAACCAAUUGCUGCAACUGGAGAGCAAGAGGUUGCUUCUGCUCCGGCAGCCGAGGAGACUCCCAAGGAAGAGAACACCGCUGCUGAAGAAGUCGCCGGGAAGCCGAGGAAAGCGAAGGAAGUCAAGCCGAAGAAGGCGGUUACUGCUUCGAAGCCGAGGAAGACUCCUACUCAUCCUCCUUACUUUGAGAUGAUGAGUGAAGCGAUUACGACUUUGAAGGAGAGGAAUGGUUCGAGUCAAAAGGCGAUUCAGAAAUUCAUUGAGGAGAAGCAUAAGGAUCUUCCUCCGACAUUCCGGAAGCUUCUUCUUGUGAAUUUGAGGAAAUUCGUUGCUUCUGGUCGUCUUGUGAAGGUUAAGGGAUCCUUCAAGCUUCCUUCUGGCCGUCCUGCUGCUCCAAAACCAGAGACUGCUCCUGCUAAGAAGAAGAAGGCUGUUGUGAAGGCGAAAACCGCUGCUCCGAAGGCGAAGACUGCUGCUGCUAAGCCUAAAGCAGCAGCUGCGAAGCCGAAAGCUAAGGCUAAGGCUGUUGCUGCUAAGCCUAAGGCAACGGAGGCUAAGUCCAAGACUGUUGCGAAGCCAAAGGCUAAGGCGGCGAAGGCUAAGCCUGCUGCUAAGCCUAAGGCAGUGGCGGCUGCUGCUCCGGCGAAGCCGAAAGCUGCUGGUACUAAGAGGAAGGCAGUGGCUGCUGUGAAGCCAAAGGAGAAGCCGGCUAAGGUUGCGAAAACCGCAGCAAAAUCGACUCCCGCGAAGAAGGCUGCUCCUGCUGCUAAGAAGGCGGCUCCGAAGAAGGCGGCCCCUGCUGCUAAGAAGGCUGCUGCAGUGAAGAGUGUUAAGCCGAAGAGUGUGAAGUCGCCAGUGAAGCGAUCAAUGCCGAAGAGAGGGAAGAAAUGAUGAAUUUUGUUGUUGGAUUUAGAUAGUUUCUGGGAUGUGGUGGAUUGUUUGUAGGAUUUGAUUGGGAUGAAUAGUUUUUCUGUAAAUGUUCCGAUGUUUUAGUGGGUGUAAUGUUGAGAGAGUUUUAGCGCCCAUAAUAUACAUGGAAGUUGGAGUUCCUUUUUUUUUUCUUCCCCUUUUUAAUUUACAUUUAUUUAGAUGGUUUUAAUCUGGGAUGUUAAUUAGAUGUAGUUUUAAUAUAUGAGUAUUAAUAUAAGAUAAGAAUUUUAGAUUCAA